Penaeus vannamei (Pacific white shrimp) is the source of this 768-nucleotide messenger RNA. RefSeq lists its product as uncharacterized. Lineage: Eukaryota; Metazoa; Arthropoda; Malacostraca; Decapoda; Penaeidae. Gene Ontology annotation, molecular function: chitin binding. Gene Ontology annotation, cellular component: extracellular region. The record is from RefSeq and is a predicted model, not a curated record.
CGAUUGUUUUGAACCAUGAAUUCUCUGAUCUUUUCUGCUUUUAUUUGCGUUGUCGUAGCGGAUACUCACAAUGGCUUCGGAGCGCACCCUCCUCCAAGCAACGGUUAUGCGCCCCCAAGUAACACAUAUGGCACGCCCAACGGCGGCUACGGAGUAGACCCUGAGAUUGCCGCUUUGGCCGAGAACAUUCCAGGGGGCGGCGUCCCCGGCGAGGACUACCCCAUCUUGGCUUCCGUGCCCGACACCGGAUUCUCCUGCGAUGCCCAGGCGGUGCAAGGUUAUUACGCCGACACUGCAGCUGAAGCCGGCUGCCAGGUGUUCCAUAUCUGCCAGGACCGCGCCCUCAGGCGCCAACAGGACUCCUUCCUGUGCCCCAACGGUACCAUCUUCAACCAGCAGUACCUGGUAUGUGACUGGUGGUUCAACGUGGACUGUUCUCAAGCUGAGAGCUUCUACUCCGUCAACGAGCUCAUCGGAGUCGUUCCCGACGCCGGUUAUGCUUAUGCUGCCGCCGCCAAUGGUCUUGCCAUUGGCAACGGCAACGGUUAUGGAAACAGAAGGAAAUGAAAUGGAAGUAAGAAUGGCUCACAGCGCCCUCCAGCUUUUAUGGAAUUCCUUCAGUAUUAUUGUAAAUAUAUCUAGAUAUUUAUGCAUUAAUGUUUAAUUGAUUACUGCCUGACUUUGCUGGAUUACCUAGAAGCAACUGCUCCGCUUGAAUCGUAUACCUUACAGUAUUAAUACCCUACAGUCAUUCGAAUAAACAUAAAA